AUGCGCUCCGGACCGGCGGGACCAAACUCUAUUGAGCCUCCAACCAAGACCGCCGCCGCCCCCAACCUGCUGCUGUUGCCGCUGCUCUUCUUCCCCUCCGCCUCGUUCGGCCGGAUCGAACGUCGUCGUUCCACCAUGGCGACCGGCACCACCGACUAUCAAGCUGCCCCUGAGAGGUUCCCCUGGGAGACACCUAAGCCCGUCGGCGACUUCUGGACGCCCCUCGACGCCGUCCGCCAGCAUCUCGGCCGCCAGUUCCUCCUCGUAUUCACUCCCGCCGAGACCGCGGCCCUACCGCUCGAUCCCAGACUGCCCACGCGCGCCAAACUCGAGCUUCUCUACAAGAUCGCCCAGGACCGGGUGGCUCGCGAUGCGCUCGGCCCCCCAGGGAUGCUGACACCGGAGCAGUAUGCCCAAUGGCGCCACCAGCAGUACCUGCUCGAGUCGCUGGAGGAAGAGCUCGAGCUGUACGACACGGCCGAGGCGCGAGAGCACACGCUGAUGGCCGCGUACGAGGCUAGGACUGACAAUGUGCGGAAAGCGCCCACAGAUCUCGGCGCCCUGAGCGGGCUAGCGUGGUUGAAAAUAAAGCAAGGUCAAUAUACGCUCGCCGAGAUGUACGCAAGACGGUUCCUCCCUAUGGCGCAGAACUUUGUCUCGCUGGGACCAGACUCGCCGCAGGCAAUUGGCGGGAUGAGGAUUCUCAUCGAAGCGCUAGGGAGACAGGGGAAGUUUGCGGAGGCGAGGCAGUUUAAUGAAGAGGGAUACAGGGUAAUCCAAAAUAUGACGGUGGGCAAAUUCAGAAAAUACGCGGCGGAGGAGCUCGAGGCGAUGAACGAGCUAAGAGCAAAUCUAAAUAAAUGGGAGGCAGAGAUUCAAUGGCGAUGA
This is a messenger RNA of Phaeoacremonium minimum UCRPA7, 888 nucleotides long. RefSeq lists its product as hypothetical. The transcript has 2 exons. Gene Ontology annotation, molecular function: protein binding. The record is from RefSeq and is a predicted model, not a curated record. Bases 1 to 888 code for a protein of 295 amino acids. Lineage: Eukaryota; Fungi; Ascomycota; Sordariomycetes; Togniniales; Togniniaceae.